AUGAAGUUAUUCAAUAUCUUUGCUAUUGUUUUGGCAAGCAACACAGUCAAUUGCCAAAACAAGGACAGUAGUCUCACCGCCAAAACAACUACUGGCUCCUUUACCGGGAUCAUCGAUCCUAGCUUUCCCCGCACUCGACAAUGGAGAUCUAUCCCUUUUGCUGAACCGCCUGUUUCGUCCCUUCGGUGGCUUCCACCGCAAAAGCUACCGCCAGAUUCGAAGCGACAUAGAUACUCUGCCAAAUUCCCACCGUCAUGUCCCCAAUUUGUGUCUGGCGUUGAGUCGUACUGGAACACACCGUUGACAAGAGGUAAUCUCAUCUACAACGGGGCUCAAAAUGAUACUUCUGGUCUUGUGGGUGAAGCUACGUCUGAGGACUGUCUUUACCUAGCCAUCUGGAGUCCGAAAAGCGAAUCACCUGAAGGAGGAUUUCCUGUAGCAUUCUUCAUGACAGGCGGUGGGUUCGUUCAGGGCGGUGUUGAUCUCCCCUGGCAGAACCCAGAAUCUUGGGUCGAGCGAUCUCAAUCGCACAUUGUCGUCAGUAUCAACUAUCGUGUUGACAUUUUCGGCUUUCCCAAUGCUCGUGGGCUUGCCGAUGGCGAACAGAACCUGGGAAUUCUCGACCAACGCGCUGCUCUUGAGUGGGUUCAUGAGAACAUAGCUGCUUUUGGGGGCAAUCCUGAGCGCAUCACCCAGUGGGGUAGGUCGGCAGGCGGCAUGAGCGCCGAUAUACACUCAUUUGCUUGGUAUGAAGAUCCCAUCGCUCAGGCAUAUUAUGCCGAGUCUGGCGUCGCGUUGAAUAUCGACGGCGCACUCGAACCAGCAAGUGAGGUCACAUAUUCCAACUUCAGCUUCGUCGCCCGACAUGUUGGAUGCGACGCUCCUUGUGGAGAUGGUUGUGAAGAUAAAGAUGGUCUGGCAGAGCUCGACUGCAUGCGCCAGGUUUCCAUGGCUCAAAUUGUGAACUUUGUUGGUCAAUAUGGCGACAGGGGGGAAAGUCCACCAUUGACCUUCAGUCUGAUGAUAGACGAACGAGUAAUAUUCUCAGACUAUCAUGCACGAGCAGAAGCAGGCAAGAUUGCACGCCGACCCGCUAUGUUCUCCAUGACAGCGAAUGAGUACUCAAGUUUGCUGCCCUGGCCACCCAAGAACCUCACCGGAGGACCGGACCAAGAUGUUGUCAACUCAGCGACGAUUCCGUUUUCCUACGCAGCAGAGUUUCCAAACUUGAACACCUAUUCAUGGCUUGGUGCUUACCAUAACUCUGAAACACCUCUAUUAUUCGGAACAUAUGGGCUUUUGGAUCAUAUUGCGAAUACGACUCAGUAUCAAGUCGACGCUGGGGGAUUUUCGGAGAAGACACCCAAGAUCUUCAUAACCAACUGA
Messenger RNA from Fusarium graminearum PH-1, 1386 nucleotides. RefSeq lists its product as uncharacterized. NCBI's taxonomy places the organism in Eukaryota, Fungi, Ascomycota, Sordariomycetes, Hypocreales, Nectriaceae. The record is from RefSeq and is a predicted model, not a curated record. The coding region runs from base 1 to 1386 and encodes 461 amino acids. The transcript has 3 exons.